AUGAAAAUCACUUCAUUCUCUUCUACUCUGGCCUUUGCCUCGCUUACGCUUGGGGCGCUCGCUUCAGUGACGCCUAUGGUGAAGCGCAACCCGACCGGCUCCUUUACUUUGAUUGCUUACAGCCUCGAGUCUUCUUAUAUCAAUAUCUUCUACUCUGAUGGUAUCGCUUACGCCGGCGACUCUUCUCUGUGGACCUAUGGGUCUGUCACAACCGAUGUCUCAUUUGAGAUGAAUGGCACCCAGCUCGUCACCACCGCCACGACGUCCGGCGUUACCCUCGACUCCGACACUUUGUUCUAUAUUCGCCCCACAGCUGAUGAAGUCCUGCCAGUAGGAUUUACAGGAAAUGGAAUCGACACCCCGUCAGAUGCUUCAAGCUCUGAUUUCCUUUUCUAUGGCACUUGGCUGAUGUGGGAGGCAGACGACGGAACGCUGUCGGACUCCUUCCGUGCUAAGGCUACCAAUGUUUCUGGUGUUUAUGAGCUUUACUGGGACACCUCAAACCUGUAUCCUUCCGGAUAUGAGAUCCCCACUGUCAAGUCGCACCAGUAA
Molecule: messenger RNA, 552 nt
Organism: Penicillium macrosclerotiorum
Lineage: Eukaryota; Fungi; Ascomycota; Eurotiomycetes; Eurotiales; Aspergillaceae
Exons: 3
Coding region: 1-552 (183 amino acids)
Source: RefSeq, a predicted model, not a curated record